Musca domestica (house fly) is the source of this 6718-nucleotide messenger RNA. RefSeq names its product dnaJ homolog subfamily C member 5 homolog (gene Csp). Bases 171 to 917 code for a protein of 248 amino acids. NCBI's taxonomy places the organism in Eukaryota, Metazoa, Arthropoda, Insecta, Diptera, Muscidae. The transcript is spliced from 8 exons. The record is from RefSeq and is a predicted model, not a curated record. Gene Ontology annotation, biological process: regulation of neuromuscular synaptic transmission. Gene Ontology annotation, cellular component: type Is terminal bouton.
CCUUUUCUGUGGUAGUAUUUUUUCGCAAUUUGAUUUGUGUGUGAGGGCCGAAGAAAUUUUGCUGGCAGAUAAAGAAAAGAAUUACAGAAAAAAUAGUAAUAAAGAGAAAAAUAUCAAAUUAAGUUAAACGAAGUGUGUUGCGUGUUAAUUUACAUAAAAAAUAAUACAAAAUGAGUGGCAUGGAUAAAAGAAAAUUAUCGACAUCGGGUGAUUCCCUAUAUGAAAUAUUAGGACUUCCUAAAACAGCAACAGCUGAAGAUAUUAAAAAGACUUAUAGAAAACUUGCUUUAAAAUACCAUCCAGAUAAAAACCCAGACAAUGUUGAUGCUGCCGAAAAGUUCAAGGAAGUCAAUCGGGCACAUUCGAUAUUAAGCGAUCAAACAAAACGUAAUAUUUAUGAUAAUUAUGGUUCAUUAGGUCUAUAUAUUGCUGAACAAUUUGGUGAAGAAAAUGUCAAUGCAUACUUUGUGGUAACAUCGCCAGCGGUGAAGGCCUUGGUUAUUUGCUGUACACUCAUAACAGGUUGUUGUUGCUGUUGCUGCUGUUGUUGUUGCUGCAACUUCUGUUGUGGCAAAUUUAAGCCACCCGCAAAUGAAUCACACGAUCAAUAUGCCCAUCUAAAUCGUGACGGUGAAGUUAAAGACGCUAGUGAACGUCCCCCAAAUAUGGGUAAUCCCGAACGACUAGAGGAAGUGGAUUUGGAUGAACCAGCAAUAGGCGGCGGCAUGGGCGGUGCCAAUAGUACUACAUCAACUGGCCUCGGCGGUGGCCAACAACAGCCAGUCUUUGCCAUGCCACCACCACCAGCCACAGGUGUGAAUCCAUUCACAGGUGCCCCCGUGGCUGCAGCCACUGAGCAGACAUCGUUGAAUACCACAGAACAGACAACAUACACACCAGCUAUGGGUUGGCAAUAAUUUACCAAUGUAUUCCCCGGACAACAUUUUAAAGUUACUCCCAACUUUUGUAUAUUGUCGCUAUUUUAUUUUAGUAUUUUAAAAAUGCUCUUUGAGGAUAUAUGGUAAACCAAAAAUAUUAAACAAAAUGAAAAACCUACAUCAUAAUCCAACAACAAGAACACCACCACCACUACCACCAUCUUCAAAUGCCAUCACAUUUCAACAUACCAAGCUAAAAUCAAUUUUAUUAUGUAAUGAAAAUUUAUAUACAUAUAUAUAUUAAAAACUACAAUCAACAAUCAUUAUUUGUGCAUAAAACAAAUAGUAAUUAUGUAAUUCUAUGUACGUUUUAUUCCUAAAAUCAGCUGCCUCCCUUUCACCCUCCCUCUACACUCAAACACACACACGAAAAAAAUAAACAUUUGUAAAGUAUUUAAAAGAUUAGGUUUAUUCACGAAAUAAACAUUAACAAUAAUCAUAUAAAAAUAUUUAUAAAUAUAAAACAAUUCAAUUCCAAGUACCAAAUAAAAUAAAAUAAUAAUACAAAUUUAAACCGGUAAGCCAUAAUUAGGUAUGGCGCACAGAAAUGCGAAAGAGAUUCGUGUAAUUAUCCAACACAUGGACGGAAGAAAAUUUGCUCCAUUUGUUUUUCAAUUUUUUUUUGAAGUUUUUGUGCAGUUUUGAGUUCCGUCAAAUAUUGUUUUUAUGAUAAGUUUGCACAUGAAAAAUAAUUGUUCAAGCCCUUUGAAACUGGAGAUUGUGUCCAAAGAAGAAACAAUUGUAAUAUGGGUUCAUUUUCUGUGAGAAAUUUCCUUUAUUCCAGUCCAUGUGUUUAUAAUGAAGCGAAUAUCAUAGAUAAGCCUAAAGGUAUGCUACAAAAUCAAUGUAGGAAAUUACCUAUAAAAGACCCCCUUUUCCCAUGUGAGAAACAAAAUCAAUAAAAAAAAUAAUUGUAAUUAUAUGAGAAAAAUAAUCAGGAAUGGAAUCAUAGAAUCUAACAAGCAAGUAUUCUUCAUAACAAACAAAAUUCAAAUUAACAAAAAACCAAAUUUGUUUUGAAACAUUUAAACUUUUAAAAAUUCAAUGUAUUAAAAUAAAAUUUGAAAAAAAGAAAAAUUAUAUAAUUAUAAACAAAAACAUAAUGUAAAAUAUAUAAAUAUAUAUUUUUGUUUUCCAUAAAUUACAAAAAAAAACCCAACUACUUGACCUACAACAAUGUUAUUGUGUAGCCAAAAAAAAUCGAACUAAUUAAUAUGUAUAUGUAAUUUGUUUAAAUAAAGUAAUGCAAGAAUCCUUAAGAAAAAAAAAACACAGAGAAAACAAAUUGUUAUUUAGUUGCAUUUUUUCCUGUAUGUGUCGUUUCUAUUAUUAAUUAUCAAGUUUCCCUUUACUCCUCCCCUGCCCCCCGCCCUAAAUUUCAGAAUUAAUAAAAUCAAUUAAUAAUUAUAAACAAAAACAAAAAAACAUUUUUAAAUUAAUGCAAAAAAAACCUAUUUAAAUUUAAUUUUUAAAUUUAGAUUUGAAAGAAAAACAAAUAAUAAUCGUAUGUAUUUUAUGAAUAUACAACUACAACUUAAUAUUAAAUUUCAAAGUUUUUAGCUUAGUUCAUAAUUUAUUGUGUAUUUAAAUUAUAAUAUACAACAAAAACAUUAACUAGUAUUGAGGUUUUCUAUAUGAAAAACACAAAACACAUUAAAAAUGAGUAUCAAGAUCCUUGUUGUUUUCUUUUUUUUUUUUAAUUACAAAAUUCUGUUUUGUUUUUAGUUUCAAAAUAAAUAUAUUUUUUUUUUGUUGUAAUCUAUAAUCAAUAUAUAAUAAUAAUGAAAAUAUAUAUUCUUUUUGAAGAAGAAGAACAAUAGAAAGGCAUUUAUUUAAAAGCAAUUGAUGGGUUCAAUGUUUUAUUUAGAGGUCUCGUAGACGCUGUGUUUCGAAACUACUCCACUCGAAAGGCCUUUUGGUCCCUUGCAAUUCUCCUAAGAAAGUUUAAAUAUAAAAAACGAUAGAAUAGAAGAGAAAGUAGGAGAUGGAAGGUGCUUUAGAAGGAAAUGGGUUUAGUGAAUAUCGGUGCAGCUGCAAUCACUUUUAACUAUUUACUACUGAAAGAGUCUUGGUUUAUCCUAAGGCAAGGUAAUGCGGAAGAAAAUCACAUACGUCAUAUACAUAUAUGUGUCUUAAAAAAAUUGUGAUUUUUUUUUUUUGCAAUAAAUACUAAAACUUACAUCCAGAUCAAGACCUACACAAAGUCGGCCAAGAAGACUACUUUUGACAAUAAACUUAGUAGUUUUUCACUAUUGUGAUUUGACUUUCUUUAAAUUUAAAAUCACAAUAUGUAGUAUGACAGCAAACUGGGUUGUCAGAUGGGCUUACUGGCCAACCUUAUGUAGACCAUGAUCCAGAUGUUGUUGCGAAUAAACACUUAACAAAAAUGUUGUCAGAUCAAAGCUUAAAUCGUAACUUUAGUGCGAAAAUACAAGUCACGAUUUAAGCUAUGAUCAGUCUUUGACCUUUAGGGAAGAACCUUCGUUUCCUCAUGUAAAUGGUUCACUGGAGUCAUGAGGAGGCACCCUGUUGCAGUUCUCAGGGCGGCAUUCUUUCCAUUGCUUUACCGACAUAUCGCUUUAUAAAAAUCAAAGAGCUAUGUAACCAUAAUGCAAUAAUCCGGAGUUAUAGCGCGUUUGGAUUAGCCCGCAUUAUCAGGAUUUAUUGCUUAAUCCGGGUUUAUUCAACCAAAUUUACUAUAUAAAAAAUAGAUCUCACACGACCUGACGUCUAAUUACCGCAUACGAUAUCGAGAAGUUACGAUAUCGUAAUCUUUUUUUUGGUAAUCUUCGAGUACUUGACAUGGAAUUGUCGAAUGAAACCAUGCGAGUUUUUGCCCGCGACUAUUUUUGUAUCGUAUACGACAAUUUAAGGUGUUAUAAUUCUGAUUGGAGCAUAAUUUGUGCAUUAAUUCAAAAACAAAAUGUAAGUUUCUUUAAAAAUAUUAAAUAAUUAUUAUGAUUUGACACAAAAGCUUCUUUGAAUUUUGCCGACUCUUCCAAUCGAAAUAUUAUUUUUUUUUUGUGACACUACUUUUCCAUUUCUUUUAAAAGUCGGUGUGCGGUUUUGCACAAAGCACUUUGGCUCAAACCAACCAAAAAGUCGUUCCCGACACAAUGCUGGAAGCUGCUGCUAGCUACAAGUGAUGGUGUAACUGCUAACUUUACAGUAGGUAGUACCGCUGUUGACAUAUGGCCAGUUAAGUGCAGUUCUGACAAAAUAUAUUAAAAAGCUUCCUUUAAACCUUCAAUGUGAGAAAGAACUAUAACAGCAUAUAUUCUGGCAAAGAUAAAGGAUUGAUUAUAUCGCGAAUUUAUUUUCGUAAGAUGUUUACAUUUAAAUCAUCUUCUGAAUCCGACGAUGACAUAAAAAAACACAAGUCCUCGCCCAUUUUUGCAAAAAUUCACUUUUUCAACAUGUUUUGUUAAUUCUUAAAGAUAGCAAAUUUGACAUUGUCAAAUGUAACAAAAUCGAUAAAAUGACGAUCGAAAGCAAUCAUCCCAACAAUAAAUUCAAGCCGUAAUUCAUGUCGAUACAAUUUUGCAUACGAUAGAGGAUGCCGUAAUUAGACACCUGUAGUGGAAUUCUCUAACUCAUUUUUUGAGUUACCGACAAAAAUCGGUAAAAUUAAAAUGCUUAUAAUUUCGGUAAUGAACGAAAUUUAUCGAUAAGUUUGCUACGAAAUCAAUGUAGUCGCUAAGACCUACCGAUAGAUACCAGUAUUUUCGACUUUAACUUAUUUUUUAUAUCAAAAUUUUGGGUUUCAAAGUUACCGAUUUUUGUCGGUAACUCAAAAAAUGAGUUAGAGAAUCCUACUACUGGUUUAUAUAAAACCCAUGAGUGCAUCAACGCUUGGGAACAUUGAUAUGCCAAAAAGUUUAAAUGUUUUAUAAAAAAUAAGUAGAUUUUAAAAUGUUUUUUUAUACGACGUCAAUCGGAGGUUGUUUACGAAUUUCAAUAAUUUUUCAUUCAACAUUUUCAAUUCCAAAAACAGUUUGACAGUUCAUUGUCCCAGUAGCUGUGUCGGUGCGACUACAUGCAUUCUUCUACAUUGCUAAGAACACAAGAUUAACCAAUUAGAUAUACUACUCCGUGGGUUAAUCUUCAAUAGAAUCGAAAAAAAGUAGUAGAUUCUUGCAGGUUCUGGAACAGAGCAUAUGUACCACAAACCACUUUGAGUAUGUUUGAACUACUAAAUCACUCGAUUUCAAAUGUCAAUUCCUUAGUGUAUACGUCACGUAUAUCGUAUUUAUAAAUCAACGCAUGGUAGAAGAAUAUAGGUAAACGCAUCGACACAGCUGUUGGGACAAUGAACUGUCAAACCAAUUUUGGAAUUGAAAAUGUUGUAUGAAAAAUUAUUUGAAUUUGUACAAAUUUUUGAAAAACACGUAUUAUAAUAACCUACGAAUGGUGUCGUAUAAGAAAACAUAUGAAAAUCUACUUAUAUUUGAAAAGAAAUUUAAAAAAUGUUGACAUAUAAAUGUUAAACGUUUUUUCAGAAAUAAGUAGAUUUGUAUAUGUUUUCCUAUGCGACGUCAAUCGGAGGUUGUUAUGAUAUGCAUUUUUUUUUUAAUUUUUACAAAUUUGAAUAUUUUUUCAUUCAAAAAUUUCAGUUCCAAAAUUGGUUUGACAGUUCAUUGCCCUAGCAGCUGUGUCGAUGCGACUACCUGUAUUAUUCUACCAUGUAUAUGAAAUUGACAUUUGUCAUCGAGGGGAUUUUGUAAAUCUAAACCUGCGAUUAACCUCAAUUUCUAAGAAAUAAACAGCCAUAUUAAAUAUUUUUUAUUUAGUUAUUGUUGUAUAUAUAGCCCAAAUAUUAACUAUUAACUAUUAAAAUUACAAAAACAUUAUAUACAUAUAUUAUUGAAUAUAUGUUUUCCUAAUUGGUAGUAUUAGUUAGUAUUUUUUUUAAAUAAAAAAUAUAUAUUUAUUAUUAUUAUUUUUUUUAAUAUUCAAUUUCAAAUAUUUGAUAGAAUUUUUCUGUUAUUCUACAUAGAAUGUCCGUAGUAGAAACAGAAAACUAUAGUUUAAAAGUCCAUAUACAUUCAGUUUCUUUUAAUUUUGCCUUAAUGUUUGCAUUUUUUUUUAAUUAAAAUAUUUUUUUUAUUAAAAAUAACAUAAAUACAACAAAAUUCAAAACAUAUACAUAUAUAAUAAAAAUCACAUCUCACACAUACAUAUACUUAUGAGCAUAUAUAAAUUAUUAUAAAUAAUAUUAAUGAAUUAUUUCCUUAAAAUAAAAAAAAACUACAAAAAAAACCCAAAAAUGUAUAAUUAUGAAAAUCAAGAAAAACAAAACUCUUAAUAGACUACAAUUUAAAAUUAAAAAAAAACAUUUUUUUCUUUAUUGAAAUAUAAAAUAAAUUUAAGUGACAAAAAAAAAACAACAACACAAGCAAGCAAAUACCAUCAACCAAUACCCUUAAUUCUAUAUUUAUAUAUGAAGAGAAAAAUAUAUAUUAAAAACAAAAGAAAAAACUAUAUAUGAAAAAUUUAACCAUACCAAACCGAAAUCAAUCAUAGUAAACGAAUUGUUUUCUCUCAGCCGUUGAAAAGAAAAAAAAAAAAAACAAAAAGACGAAGAAACAAAGCAAAACCACAACUCAUUUUUAGGGACGAUCUCUUUUAGAACAGAAUAUGCCCCCCGUUCCUUCCUCAUUGUACUAUUUUUUAAUCCACUGUAACAAUGUUCUAUUACAAAAAAAGUAAAACAAAAACAACAUAAGAACAACAACAACAAUUAUAUCUACAAUAAACAAUAAAAUUUAUUAAAAACCAAA